Messenger RNA from Phytophthora sojae, 1344 nucleotides. RefSeq lists its product as hypothetical. The transcript is spliced from 4 exons. NCBI's taxonomy places the organism in Eukaryota, Oomycota, Peronosporomycetes, Peronosporales, Peronosporaceae. Gene Ontology annotation, molecular function: histone deacetylase activity. The record is from RefSeq and is a predicted model, not a curated record. Bases 1 to 1344 code for a protein of 447 amino acids.
AUGAGCAGCGCCAACGGCAGCUCCGUGGCGCUCACCAGCGGCGGCACCGUCGCCUCCAAGCGCCGCGUCGCCUACUUCUACGACUCGGACAUCGGCAACUACCACUACGGCCAGAACCACCCCAUGAAGCCGCACCGCGUGCGAAUGGCGCACAACCUCAUCACCAACUACGGCCUCACCAAGCACAUGGAAGUCUUCCGUCCCCGCCUCGUUGACUGGACGGAGCUCACGCGCUUCCACUCGGACGACUACAUUCACUUCCUGCGGCUCGUGACGCCCGACAACAUGCACGAGUAUCUGCGCCAGCUGCAGCGCUUCAACGUGGGCGAGGAUUGCCCGGUCUUUGACGGCCUCUUCGAGUUCUGCCAGCUCUACGCGUCGGCUUCGAUCGGCGGCGCCGCCAAGCUGAACGCCGGCUCGGCUGACAUUGUCAUCAACUACUCGGGUGGUCUGCACCACGGCAAGCGCUCGGAGGCUUCCGGCUUCUGCUACGUGAAUGACUGCGUGCUCGGCAUCCUGGAGCUGCUGAAGACCCACCAGCGCGUCUUGUACAUCGACAUUGACAUCCACCACGGCGAUGGCGUGGAGGAGGCCUUCUACACGACCAACCGCGUCAUGACGUGCUCGUUCCACAAGUACGGCGAGUUCUUCCCUGGUACGGGUGACCUCAAGGAUAUCGGCCACGGGGACGGCAAGCACUACGCCGUUAACUUCCCUUGCCGUGACGGCAUGGACGACGAGAGCUUCACUGGCAUCUUCCGCAGCGUCAUCGCCAAGGUUAUGGAACACUUUGCGCCAGGAGCUGUGUUGCUGCAGUGCGGUACGGACUCGCUCUCUGGAGACCGACUUGGCAGCUUCAACCUGUCGGCCAAGGGUCACGCGGACUGCGUCGCGUACGUCAAGAGCUUCAACAUCCCCACGCUCGUCGUGGGCGGCGGUGGCUACACGCUGCGCAACGUGGCACGAGCCUGGUGUUACGAGGCUUCGCUACUGGUGGGAGUGGACAUCCCGGACGCGAUGCCCUACAACGACUACUUCGAAUACUACGGCCCCGAAUACCGUCUUCACCUGCCUGUGAGCAACAUGGAAAACCUCAACACGCCUGCGUACCUCGACGAAAUUAAGCGCUCUAUCCACGAGAACCUCCGCCAGAUCGAGCCUGUCCCCAGCGUUCCAUUCACGGUCGCACCACCGUCGGCGCGUAUCCAGGAGGAGAAGGAAGCUGCGGCCCGCGACCGCGAGGAAGACGACCAGCACAUGAUGGACGUUUCGGGCGAGCGCCAGGUACAACUAGAGCUCAAGCAGAGUGACGCCCCUCGUCACCCAGUUGAGUUUUACGACUAA